Fonsecaea multimorphosa CBS 102226 is the source of this 1095-nucleotide messenger RNA. RefSeq lists its product as uncharacterized. NCBI's taxonomy places the organism in Eukaryota, Fungi, Ascomycota, Eurotiomycetes, Chaetothyriales, Herpotrichiellaceae. The transcript has 4 exons. Gene Ontology annotation, molecular function: 2-oxoglutarate-dependent dioxygenase activity. Bases 1 to 1095 code for a protein of 364 amino acids. Gene Ontology annotation, cellular component: cytoplasm. The record is from RefSeq and is a predicted model, not a curated record.
AUGGCUCCUUCUGCUAUCGAUGUUGACGCACCUCAACAGGACUACAUCAAACAAAAGACCUUGUUUGGAAAGGAGCCUCUAAAAUCGUCUGGCUCCCUCGACCGGUUUAAAUCCAUCGACCUGACUCCCGUGAUUGGUACGGAGUUUCCUGAGGCAAAUCUUGUUGAGUGGUGGAAUUCACCUAAGUCCGAUGAGCUUCUGCGCGACCUCGCAAUCAAAAUAUCCGAGCGUGGAGUCGUCUUCUUCAGGAAACAGGACAAUCUCACAAACGAAAUACAGAAGCAGCUCAUCCAGCGACUCGGCGAGCUGACCGGAAAGCCGCAGACCUCGAAAUUGCAUAUCCACCCGAUCCUCAACUCUGAGAGAGAGCUUGGAGGCAGUGAUCCAGAGAUCAGCACCAUCAGCUCUGUUCAGCACGCCAAACUUUACAAGAAGACUCCGUAUGAUCAGAGCAAGAAGAUCCAAGGCAGUGCGCAGUGGCACAGCGAUAUAGCAUUUGAGCCAGUUCCCGCGGAUUACACAUCCCUUCGACUGACCCAAUUGCCUCGAACGGGAGGAGAUACUCUGUGGGCUUCGGGAUAUGAAAUUUACGAUCGAAUCAGUGAGCCGUACCAGAAAUUUCUCGAGACUCUGACUGCCACAUUCGCUCAGCCAGCAUUCAACGAAGUUGCCGACAAAGGAGGCUUCCAGCUGUAUACCAAAGAAAGAGGAGCUCCAGAAAAUGUCGGAGGCGAACUGAAGGCCAUCCAUCCCGUCGUUCGAACCAAUCCUGUGACUGGGUGGAAGAGCAUUUUCCCCGUGGGCGGCCACGUGCGCCACAUCAACGGACUGACCGAGCAGGAGAGUAAAAAUCUGCUUGAGUGGUUCCUGGAUCUGGUGUACAAGAACCACGACCUUCAGGUGCGGUUCAAAUGGGAGAAUCCAAACGACAUUGCUAUCUGGGACAACCGCAGCGUGUUCCACUCUGCGACCUACGACUAUCGCGGCGAAGGAGACCGCUUUGGAAACAGGGCAGUAGGCCUGGGAGAGAGGCCCUACUUCGACCCCAACAGUACUUCAAGGAGGGCAGCGCUGGGGAAACUAGACAACAACUAG